Molecule: messenger RNA, 1608 nt
Organism: Ananas comosus (pineapple)
Lineage: Eukaryota; Viridiplantae; Streptophyta; Magnoliopsida; Poales; Bromeliaceae
Exons: 3
Coding region: 1-1608 (535 amino acids)
Biological process (GO): meristem maintenance; meristem development
Source: RefSeq, a predicted model, not a curated record
AUGGACCUGGUGCACCAGCUGUUCGCACCUAAUUGGCUCAACAAUUGCCCCCUCACCAGGAAGAGUCUUCGAACUUGGCCAAGUACUUCAGAAGCAUAUUUAACCUGGUUAGAUCGAGUAGAAGCCGCUUUUGGUGACUUUUGGCAAGAGGUUGGGAUAUAUGAAGCUAUUCAAUUGUCUCGGCAUUCUCCCAUUGUCGAUAAUCUUCUUCUAGCCGCCGCUUUAUGUUUUUGGUCCCCCGCUUCUAAUGUUUUUCUUUUCAAAAGAGGACCUUUUACCCCUACUCUUUUUGACGUGGCCGCCAUUACUGGCUUGCGCCCUCACGGCGUUUCUAUUUCUAUGUCUUAUAAUCCUGACGGCGUAUCUGAAUUCGAGGAUCGUUUAGACCUCAAUGACUUGGCUUACUCCAAGUUUAUCCGCAAAUUCGCAGGUGAAUUCCCUGCUCCCGUUACUAAGAAUGAACAUACAUCAUUUCUCCUUUAUUGGUUAUGCCAUAAUCUUUUCUGUACUCGUUCGCAGAAAAUUAAUCGUGAUUUUGUUCCAAUCGCCGUCGGUUUGUCUAACGGCGAUAGAUUAGCUCUAGGACCUUACUUCCUUGCCUUUGUCUAUAGAGAAAUUUUUAAUUCUCUCAAAACACUACAUUCUGGAGAUGGUAUUGCCAUUAGUUCUGGCUGCGGUGUCUUCUGGUUUCUUCAAAUGUUUUUACAAUUUUAUAUUCCCGCUUUGUGCCAGUCUCCUUUUAACCCGACUUCGGUUGCUCAAUUUGAUUCUUAUGGGUUAGCUCUCGGCUGUCCACAGCCGAUGACUCUGGGUCAACCCUCUGAUUUUCUUACUUAUUUUAAAAUUUUUUAUGAGCCGAGUCCUGAAUCGGCUGUUUCUUGGGCUCCUUUCCCUGACCGUCUUACUGGUCCUUCUUGGUUUCUUGCCCGGUUUGAAGCCAUCCGAGAUGAGUUGGCCUCUUCUCGUGCUAGUGAAUACUUAGAAGUCCGGUAUUCCUAUUUGACUCCGAGGGAUCUUCAUGUGGGGUUGAAAUCGCGCUCCAAACUAUUACCGAGCACUGAAGCUUAUUCCCCUCAGUAUGUGGCCCGUCAGUUUGGGUUUGUUCAACCGAUUCCCGCUCCAUCAAAAUUUUUCACAAUUAAUACAGCCGAUCACCGGCCCCCUACUAAAAGCAUAGCCGAAGCUGAUAAGAUUUCAGCUAUGGGAAAUCGCCUUCGUCGAUUCUUUAAAUUGGUGAGCUUCAGGCCGAAUUACACAGGAGUUGCUCUCACUGGUUAUGCUACUUCAACUCCAGCUUCUUCAUCAGUCCCAACUUCAAAUAAAAGACCAACUGAAACUGUACAAGUUACUCCUCCGCCGACUUCGAAACGGCGUAAAUUAGUUGCUAAGCGGCAAUUUCGACAAGCCGAAGGUGUUCCUUCGGCUGACAAAUUAGAAGACACAGCCGAAGAUAUGCCUUCGGCCUCAAUUCCAACGACAAGAACCGAAGACAUACCUUCGGCUAAUAUUCCAUUAGAGGAAACUGUUGUGCCUUCCUCAGCUACAGAACAAAGCCAUGUCCCGACCGAAACAAUUGAUAUCGGGUUACGUCAAGUUAGCUGUCAGUAA